ACUCAAUACCAUGUCCUACCUACGAUGCAUCUCUCUCAGAGGGCUAACUGCCAUCCAUGCCAUUAGAAUUGCUCCAUCUAGUUUGGCAGCUCUUCAUAUACAACGACGACUGCCUUCCUCUCAAUGGCAAGCCCGACAGUUCUCAUCAUCUCCGAAACGCCAAGCGACAGCCCAGGAGCCGGAGGUCUUCACAGCUGCGUUUAAGAGCACAGAGCUGUUCAGAGAGAUUGCAGAGAAGCCGGAGGUCUUGCAGGCGACGAAAGAUCUCAUGCAGGUCCUUCAGGAGGAGGGUGUUUCCCUUGACCCCAGUAACCCACCUUCGGCAAUGAAGCUUCUUCUAAAUUCGAGGAUUAGAAAACAGUUGCUUCAUACGGUAUCGGUGUUGAAGGAGAAUGGCAUUAGCGCAGAGAGGCUUCAGGAUGCGUAUAAAUCAAUUCAUUCACCUAAUAAGACUGAGAGUAGCUGAAGCAUCGUUGUAUAUACCAUUCCUCGUCCAUUAAUGUAUUCUAUUCUGCUGCGG
Molecule: messenger RNA, 520 nt
Organism: Somion occarium
Lineage: Eukaryota; Fungi; Basidiomycota; Agaricomycetes; Polyporales; Cerrenaceae
Source: the annotation of a GenBank genome assembly